AUGGACUCUUUGGCAGGGUAUUCAUCAGACGAGGAGCCCGAAAACCUGCAGACCCAAAAAGAGCAACAGCGGCUUCCUGAUCCCCAGAGCUUUGUAACCUACUCGCAGAACUUCUCCAUGAAGCGUCUCGGAUUACACUCCGCAUUCGCAUACCUACCGUUGAAGCUUAGAAGCGAAACCAGAGUCUUGCUUCGAGAAUGUUUCCAGAACGUCCUUGAAAGUGUGUCAAAAAAGAUGCCUUCAGUCAAAAGUAGGUACUACUUCCAUUCUACAGAGCAGCGGCGGAACCAAUUGGUGGGACGCUAUUCUCUACUGAACAAGAACGCUAUGAACGAUAUUCACAUCACUUUGUUCCCAAACAUUUUCGGCGAAAGAAAUAAGAUCAAGAAUUUGGUGAGACUAGUUGAGAGAAACUUGAAAUCGGUCGAGCCUCCGGCCGACUUGUUGGCCACGAAGAACCUGAAUUUGGGUGUGAUGAUCCCUUCGCAGGACAAAGUGGUCUCUCUUCGCGUGGACACCCAGCUUUACGCUUAUAUGAGUUCACGAUCAGGUAAUAUAUUCAUUGCUCUCAAUGUGUUUGGACCCACGCGAUACGUUGAGCUGCCGGAGAAGUCAUACCUACGAAGUCUCACCAAAAUGAUUCAUGAUCAGGCUGAAAAGUCGCAGGUUCGAUAUCAGUGGGAGAACUUUAUUGGUGGCAAUAUGGAGAUCAAUAAGAAUGACGGGCUACCGGAAGUGAACUAUCACUGUCUGAUAAUCAUUGGUGAGGUCAAGCUUUUUGAGAAUCGUUUAACGACAGAGGAGUUCGCAGAGAUCCAGAGGAAUAUACGGGAGUUGGACAUCUCAAGCAUAGCGAACAAGCUCCGGUUAGAAUUUGACCGGUUGCUUUUUUUUGGAGACGGAAUUAUGCGUGGUGAUUUCCCGUUGCUCCCAAACAUGCCAUUAUCGAAAGAUGUCCUGGGCAAGAACGUCAAAGAGAAAAGAUCACGGACUCGCUCUCGUCAAACCUGA
Candidozyma auris is the source of this 1011-nucleotide messenger RNA. RefSeq lists its product as uncharacterized. NCBI's taxonomy places the organism in Eukaryota, Fungi, Ascomycota, Pichiomycetes, Serinales, Metschnikowiaceae. The record is from RefSeq and is a predicted model, not a curated record. Bases 1 to 1011 code for a protein of 336 amino acids. The transcript has a single exon.